Molecule: messenger RNA, 855 nt
Organism: Penicillium diatomitis
Lineage: Eukaryota; Fungi; Ascomycota; Eurotiomycetes; Eurotiales; Aspergillaceae
Product: bZIP transcription factor
Exons: 2
Coding region: 1-855 (284 amino acids)
Biological process (GO): regulation of transcription by RNA polymerase II
Cellular component (GO): nucleus
Molecular function (GO): DNA-binding transcription activator activity, RNA polymerase II-specific; RNA polymerase II transcription regulatory region sequence-specific DNA binding
Source: RefSeq, a predicted model, not a curated record
AUGCCCGAAGAAUUCCUAUCCUUCCCUUCCGGUCCGGCUGUGGACAAGAUUGAAAAUUUUAAUUUCCUGCUCUCGCAUGCCAAUUCCGCAGCCAAGGGGGCGCGGCAAUAUUCGUUGGAUACAGACCUCGGGCUGGUCCCGUACAGCAGUCUGAAUAUGGAACUCGAUCAAACUGAAGGCAUGGGCGGCCUCUCAGUGAGCUCCUACGACAGCAUCGAAGAUGAACGCAAUUCGCUCGACCUGCAAGCCUAUCCUUAUCAAGGCCCCGUUGGCGACAAGGUCAUUGAUUACUCAGUUCCCGAUCACAUCAUGCCCUAUCCGGCACACUCGGUCUAUCCGCCCAUGUCCUUUGCGCCCGGCGACUUGGGUCAUGCCACGGGGGCAUUGACUCCCUCCGAUGUGUCUUCCUCCAUCUCGCCUCCCAAUGGCCAGAUGGGAAACAUCCAAUACUCCACUUCCAUUCCUGGAGAUCGAAUCGCGGCCGCUCUCGACCAAGAAGGUGGUGUCCGAGUGGCUGCGGAGGAAGACCGUCGACGCCGUAACACUGCCGCCUCUGCCCGCUUUCGCAUGAAAAAGAAGCAACGUGAACAAGUUCUUGAACGCACAGUGCGCGAGACUACGGAGAAGAACGCGUCCCUCGAAGCUCGCGUCGCCCAACUGGAGAUGGAGAAUCGGUGGUUGAAGAAUCUACUUACUGAGAAGCACGAUAUCGGCCCCUCGCGGACGCCCCCUCCCCCGUCUGCACCUGCUUCUUCGUCCAAGGAUAGCAGCUCUCUCGAGUCAAAAGCGAACAGUACACGCCCGGGACAAAACCAUAUCCAGCCCAAGAAGAAGGGCGUGGGCACCGAGGAAUAG